AUUUUUGAUCUCUUCCUAUAUAAAAUCUCUCCCUUUUCUUAGCCUCUCAACACCUCCAAACUUCAAUUUUAUAUUGAAAGAAAGACCCCUCCCAUCUUUCUAAUCUCUCUUCAAAAUCCUUAACAAUUAUCCAUGGAGAAGUCUGUUUAUUCAUCCGCCCAACAAUUCCCUCACCCAUUGCCUUCCUUUCCCAGCUCCGCCCUGGAAAGCGGUUGGACUGCCUAUUUGGACAGCCCCUCCGACGAUGACACCAACACUUUCCCCACCUCCUCCUUGCUCUCUGACGCCGCUUCUCACGCUGUUGCUGCCGCCCUCCCUCCAACUCCGCUCACCAACCACCUCCGAUUCCCAACGAAGUUGAUUCUCAAGCCCAAACAACCACACCUUUUUGUUGAUACUUCUCUUGAAGAUACUGCCAGUUCUCCUGAUAAUAGCCCCAAGGUCGGUGAUCAUUUGGGGCCGUUCGAUGGGAAUCAUUAUCGAAGAAAGAGUUCACUGGGAAAUGGAGAGAAAUAUAGAGAUCAUGAAAGAAGAUUGGAGAUAAGUUUUAAAAGGAAGGCUUCUGAAUACACAGACUUGAAGAAAAGAGGAUUGUGUUUGGUUCCUUUGUCCAUGCUCACAAAUUACUUGGAUUGAAGAUUUGGCAUACCAAGACCAUAGUUCGGUAAAUAAGAUACAUAUACUUAAUACUCUCAAUAUUCAACAUCACUUCUCUUCGUUGAUAUUCGAUAUCUCACUUCAUAUAAUUGUCGAGAUGUCAAAUUCUAAAAAGAAAGAAAGUUUGUAUAUGAUAGUGAAAGUUUUAUAGUCAACUAGUGACCUACCUAAUUUGGGUAAGGUUACAAGCAUGGCCUUUAUGGUCGGCUUAAUAUGUAAAAUUGUAAACUUAAUUCAGACUAAAUUUACUUACUAAGUUAGCUACUCUAUUAGUUUAGUCCGUAUAAUUGACAUGUACUCUUUCUUUUUAAAGUCGAAUGUUCAAUCUCA
Molecule: messenger RNA, 987 nt
Organism: Cucumis sativus (cucumber)
Lineage: Eukaryota; Viridiplantae; Streptophyta; Magnoliopsida; Cucurbitales; Cucurbitaceae
Product: vascular-related unknown protein 1
Exons: 3
Coding region: 133-636 (167 amino acids)
Biological process (GO): xylem development
Source: RefSeq, a predicted model, not a curated record